AUGCAGCAAAUUCUGGAAUUGGACACAUUGCAAAUUGGUCGAAUCAUCCACAACGGCGGGCUUGUUGCUCCGGAUUUCGACCCCAGUUCCUAUACAGUCCCACCACUGAAGGUCUUCGAGUGUCUACGUAUGCCUGAACACGUAACGUCAUCGCAUAUCCGCAAACAAUGCGAAGAAUGGGUAUUAUCACGCAAGGAUCAACCCGUAAUGAGCUUCAAGGCGCUGAUGCCAGCUGACAAGAAACGAGCUCCGGUAUUGGUCGAUAAGAGCUUCCAUCGAAAGAACAAAGAGCCGCUAGUCAUCAGCAAAUUCUUGCGACGCCAGCUAAAGGCUCGCUGCGAAUCAAAAAGAGAUGAGCAAAAAUCCCCUUCCAAAGCGUUUGACGGUUCCUGGAAUGAGCCGGAUCCC
Messenger RNA from Mesorhabditis spiculigera, 408 nucleotides. NCBI's taxonomy places the organism in Eukaryota, Metazoa, Nematoda, Chromadorea, Rhabditida, Rhabditidae. The record is from the annotation of a GenBank genome assembly.